Rhizophagus irregularis DAOM 181602=DAOM 197198 is the source of this 1089-nucleotide messenger RNA. The record is from RefSeq and is a predicted model, not a curated record. Lineage: Eukaryota; Fungi; Glomeromycota; Glomeromycetes; Glomerales; Glomeraceae.
AAAUUUGAAUAUAUUAUUAAAUGUCAUGGUGUUACAAGAAAUCUUAUGACAAAAGAAUUUAUGUUUAUAAUGAAGUAUGCAAAUGGAGGGGAUUUACAUAAUUAUUUACAAAAACAUUUUACAAAAAUUACAUGGAAGGAUAAAUUACAUAUUUUAUGGAGAAUUUCGGAUGGUCUUCAAGCUAUUCAUAAACAUGAUCUCGUACAUCGAGAUUUUCAUAGUGGUAAUAUAUUGGUUGAAAUAAUUGAACAUGUAAAUCAAUAUUUAAUAGGAGAUUUAGGAUUAUCACAACCUGCAAAUAAUACUUUAUCAAGCAAUGAAAUAUAUGGAGUAAUACCUUACAUUGCUCCAGAAAUAUUUAAAGGGAAAACAUUUUCAAAAGAAUCUGAUGUAUAUAGUAUGGGUAUGAUUAUGUGGGAAUUGACAACCGGUUGUAAACCUUUCGCAAAUGUUGAACAUGAUGUUGAUUUAGUUUGUGAAAUUAUCGAUGGAACAAGACCUGAAAUUACAGAAGAUACUCCUGAAGAUUUUGCUAAUUUAAUGAAAAAAUGUUGGAAUUCUGAUCCAAAAAAAAGACCUUUUGCUGAAAAAAUUUGCAAAAGUUUAGAACUUUGGUCAGAAAAAGAAGAAGAUGCUAAUCAGUUUAUUCAAGCUGAAAAAAUACGAAAAGAUCUAAUAAAAUAUAAUUCACUUGGUCCCAAAAUGCCUCAUUCAAAAGCAACUUUUACGAGUAUAUCAUUAAGUCCUUUUAUUUCCAAGUCUUCAAGUAAAACAAUAAUUAAAGAAUUAAAUAAUGAUAACGAAUACGUAACAAGAGAACUUGAUUUUGACAUAGAUGGUAUUCAAAGGUACGAUCAAAAUAUUACUAUAUUUAGGCAGAGAUUUUAUUAUUCAAAAUUUGAAUACUCAGCACACUGUAUAUUUUAUACCAGCCAAUCAUUGAGCAAAACAAGUUCGGAAAUAAAUCCUUCGGGAAAACGGGGUAUUGAAAACGAAAUUUACGUUAAUAAAAAACACGUUAAAAUUAGUAACGAAACUGAAGAAUAAACUUUAUGUAUAAAUCGGAAUACGAUAACACCGAAUCUCAAG